UGCUUCUCCCCGAAGCGACAAUAUUAAACAUAUUGGGUUUACGGGGAAAAUCUCCAAUAUUCUUGAAACCUCCUCGUCUGGUCUGAAGCUAUCUCAAGAACGAGGAACGCCGGCCAAACUUACGAAAGUAUCGACAUCCCACCCCCCCCAACAGAAGAAAUGAUUGAACCCAUCAGAACCGUUCUCGUCCCUCAUCUGGGGGGUAUCAAGGUCGGGUAUCGAGUAUCCGAGCCUGUGUUGGACCCGGCCAAGCCUGUCGUUGUCAUGUUCAAUCCUUUCACGACAACUGCGGAAUACUACUUGCCCGAGUUCAAAAAUAAGGCUUUGCGAGACUCACUCAACCUUGUUGCUAUUGAGCCUCUCGGCCAUGGACAGACUCGACUUAUGAAGACCGAGUCCUUCACGUACUGGGACUCUGCCAUCAUGGCCUUCCAAGUUUUAGAUACCCUGGGCAUUGACAAGGUGUUUGCUCUCGGGACAUCGCAAGGAGGAUGGAUUGCGGCUAGAAUGGCUCUACUAGCUCCAGAAAGGGUAAAGGGUAUCAUCGCUCUGGGUUCAUCAAUGGAUGCAGAAACAGCCAAGAGCCGCGAGCUCGGAUGCUGGGAUGGUCCCGCUGCAUGCUCCGGGCUGGUGACUCUAGCAGGGAAUCUCGCACCGGCGCAUGACUUUGAGCCUGGUGAUUCUUACUAUGAUUUUCUCAUGGAAAUUGGCUACGGCAAAGCCAUCGACAAAGAGAUGCGCGACUUUUGGGCGAGGACUAUUCGGGAGACCUACCACGGCGAUAAGGGCAAGCGGAGGAUUUGCAUGGCAGCUGUGGCCCUAGCAGGACGAGAUGGCCUGCACGAGCGUUUGUCGCUUGUCAAGUGCCCCGUGCUGUGGAUGCAGGGAACCGACGAUGUGGUGUUCAGCUUCAGACAGGCCGAGGAGGAUAUCAAGCUCUUCAUUAAUUCUGCCAGUACAAAGCUGGUCCGAUGCGAAGGGGGCGUCCAUUUUCUAGGAAGGACGCACCCAGAGAAAAUCCAGCAAGAGUUACUUGAGUUUGUUUUCGCGUGGAAUGGGCGCGGAAAAUCGGUACUUUGAAUCCAGACCAUGUUUGGCACCAGCCAUAGCCAUGCUGUAAGCUUGCGGUGAUCGACUGAACAUACAUGUGACGAGGCAACGAGCACUGAGCAUCCUCGAUGCUUCGAACCCCUCGGUUGGUAGAGUAGCCAACAGGCGAUCCGUCCUCUCUUUGACUUUCCCUUGCAACUGAUAACAACCUGUCUCACCACACGGUCGUGAGCCGUUG
This is a messenger RNA of Emericellopsis atlantica, 1288 nucleotides long. Its product is annotated as Alpha/Beta hydrolase protein. The coding region runs from base 160 to 1080 and encodes 306 amino acids. The transcript has 3 exons. Gene Ontology annotation, molecular function: catalytic activity. Lineage: Eukaryota; Fungi; Ascomycota; Sordariomycetes; Hypocreales; Bionectriaceae. The record is from RefSeq and is a predicted model, not a curated record.